Messenger RNA from Plenodomus lingam JN3, 204 nucleotides. Lineage: Eukaryota; Fungi; Ascomycota; Dothideomycetes; Pleosporales; Leptosphaeriaceae. The record is from RefSeq and is a predicted model, not a curated record.
AUGGGAGUAUUUCACGCCAGUUUAUACGAGUACACAGUAGAGUACAGUAAUGGCCACAACGGGCAUUCGGACCGGGGCCUGCAGGUAGCAAUAAUAGCCAGGAGCAGUAGCAGCUGCAACUACCAGUCGGAACUCGGCCUCACCUGUCCUCGUUCCCGCGCCGGCCACAUGUGUGUGUGUGAGUGUGUGUGUGUCUGUGUGUGA